Molecule: messenger RNA, 387 nt
Organism: Molossus molossus (Pallas's mastiff bat)
Lineage: Eukaryota; Metazoa; Chordata; Mammalia; Chiroptera; Molossidae
Gene: CCL24
Product: C-C motif chemokine ligand 24
Exons: 5
Coding region: 1-387 (128 amino acids)
Biological process (GO): immune response
Cellular component (GO): extracellular region
Molecular function (GO): chemokine activity
Source: RefSeq, a predicted model, not a curated record
AUGGCUUUGAGCUUUGAGCCUUCAGCUUCCUCCUCUGCUUUCCAGGACAUAGCAGGCCCCAUGACCAUUGUAGCUGGCCUCUUGCUCCUGGCCCUGUGUGCCCACUACAUUGCCCCUGCAAGCUUUGUGGCCAUCUUCUCUUUCUGCUGCAUGUCCUUAAUUUCCAAGGAAAUUCCUGACAGCAGAGUGGUAAGCUACCAGCUGUCCAACAGGAGUGUCUGCCCCAAAGCAGGAAAGUCCAGUCUGAGAGGUACCCUGUCUGAGAAGCAGUGGGUCCAGAGGUACAUGAAGAACCUGAACGCUAAGUGGAAGAAGAUCUCUACUGAAGCUAGGGCAAAGGGCACCAAAAUCCCUCUUCUGAGACACCCUACCAACAGAUCCAUUUAA